Molecule: messenger RNA, 2727 nt
Organism: Ipomoea nil (Japanese morning glory)
Lineage: Eukaryota; Viridiplantae; Streptophyta; Magnoliopsida; Solanales; Convolvulaceae
Product: protein SIEVE ELEMENT OCCLUSION B-like
Exons: 9
Coding region: 104-2650 (848 amino acids)
Biological process (GO): phloem development
Source: RefSeq, a predicted model, not a curated record
UGAUUCACAAACCAGCAACGUUUUCUCUACUUUUUCCCGACCUAAAUCUGCAAGCUCUCUUUACCCAAGUAAAUAGACAAACUAGCCUUAGUCUCUAUCAAAGAUGGCAGUUCCACACAUCAAUGACGAAAGUGUGAUCUCGGAAGAAGUUAUGAGUACACAUGAUCCAGAUAGCAAAGAAAAUUUUAAAAUUAAUGUUAUCUUCGAUUUGGUGAAGAGCAUUCUCUAUACUACUACGGUUGGAGAAAGCAUUGAUGACUCUAAUGGCCAGAAGUCGGAUGAGGAAGACUCUAAUGGUGACAAAUAUGAUGAAGAUGACUUUAAUGGCGAAAAAUCUGAUGAGGAAGACUCUAAUGGAGACAAGUCUGAUGAGGAAGACUCUAAUGGUGACAAGUCUGAUGAGGAAGACUCUAAUGGUGACAGGUCUGAUGAGAAAGACUCUAAUGGCCAGAAGUCUGAUGAGGAAGACUCUAAUGACGACAAGUCUGAUGAGGAAGACACUAAUGGCGACAAAUCUGAUGAAGAAAACUUUAAUGGUGAAAAGUCUGAUGAGGAAGACUCAAAUGGGGAUGAUGAGGUGGAAUAUGCUGAAAACAUGGAACUUCUAUAUCAAUUAAAGCGGUUUUCCUUUGAGAUAUCAUUGGGGAUGAUGUGUCCAAAUAAUGUGAAUCUACACUCAAUGGUAAUAUAUUUUCUAAGAAUGUUGUCCACAUUUUCCUGGGAAAGCAAGCUUUUGAUUAUGCUGGCAGCUUUCUCUCUCAAUUUCGGAGAAUUCAGCCUUGUUCACAGUCACAAGGGAUUGUCCGGAAAAUUGGCAAUUCUCAAGGGGCAUGAAAGUCAAGUUUUGCCAAUGGUUACACAUUUUAUGAAAUCAAUCCUACAUUUGACUGAGCAUAUUAUUGAGCUUGCACAAUCUUCCUCUCACAAUUCAUCACCAAUCAUACUGAUUGGUUGCUAUUGGAUCGUCACAAGUAUCCUUACUUAUGCAUCCUAUUUCACUUCUGGCCUUGGGAGUAUGCAUUCAGGGUAUUUCAUAGGUGGCGAAACACAACUGUCCAGUUUAACCAUCAAAAUCAUAGAAAUAAUCUCCGAUUGUCGUCCAAUACUAGAAGAAAAGAGAGAAGUGGAUUCUUACAAUGCAUUAUGUCAUGCAUUCUUUGAUAAGAAUCCAAUAAUCCCCUCCAUUUCUUCUAAUUUGGAUAUUUUGAAGUUAGUAUUCAAUGUCAAGAAAGGUGGGAAACAGAAAUUCAUAUAUGAUGGCGUUCGCAGAAAAAUGGUAGACUUGCAUGUUUUGAAGAAUAAGAGCUUGCUACUGUUAAUGUCGUCAAGUCUUGACAUUGACAUGAUGUACUUGAUUUUAAUACUUAAUGACAUACAAGAGGAUACUCAACUGCAUGUACUUUGGAUUCCGAUAUUAGACUCUUCUAUAUUAUGGGAUAUUAAACAUAUGGAAGAACAAUAUAAAAUUUUAGUAAAUGAAUCAAAAAUAUUCUCGGUGAGAAAUGUACAGAAAUCAGUAGCACCAAGAUUUGUACGGUUUGUUAAAGAGAAAUUCUUUCCAGAAUUCCAAAUAGGAGGUGAGCCUAUAAUUGUUUCACUAGAUCAUAAUGGAAGGAUGGUUCACCGUAAUGCAAUGCACAUGGUGUUGAUGAGAGGUUUUGAUAUUUGUCGAAGGAUGUCUGGUGGAAUUAAGAGUGGAGAUAGCAUAAUUCCUUUAUUACAAAAAAUUUUGACCGAAAGGGUUUCGACGGUGAGGGAUUUGGUGCCUGGCAUUGAUAGGAAGAUAAGCGAAGUCACUAAUAAAGUGGAUGGCAUAAUAAAUGAUUGGUUCCGUGACAUUGAACAGCAAAUACAAAAUCCGGUUGAUAGUAACAUUUUCACAAGUAAAAAGGAAAAAGAUUUAUGGAAGAUAGAAACUUGGUGCACUCAGCUUGUUGCAGCAUGUUUCGAUGAUUACAUAACAUCCAAGUGGAUUGAAGAGGACAUGUGCAUUUUUUUAAUUGGUGGGCAUGACAUACAAUGGGUUAAAACAUUUGAGUCCAAAGUAAUGUUAGAAAUUCAGUUUAACCCACAAUCAAACACUGAGAUGGUCUACGUUGGUAGUAACAUGGAAGUAGCAUCAAUGAUUUUUGUAGAUGAGAAUUGCAGGGUACAAGCUGCUCCUAUUUUUUCAUGGUUAUUUUGGGCACGGAUUCAAAGCAUAUUCAUGACGGGGGUUAAAUUUAUAGAAGAGACGCAUGGUGAUGAAGAGUGUGAUGAAAUCUUGCAAGGAGUAAAAAAGUUGCUAGCCUAUGAAGCUAACGAUUUAGUAGUUAACGAAUGGGCUAUGCUAUGCAAAGGGAACAAGAUAGUUGUAUGUGACGUAGGAGAUAAAAUGUUGAAGGUCAUGAAUGAGUAUGACAAAUGGAAGGAGAAUGCAAUAGCUAAAGGCUUUGACCAGGCAUUCAAAGAUUAUCAUGAUGAGAUGUUUGAUUCUGCUUCUACUUCACAACAUCACCAUCAUCGAUGUGCCCUUAAAUACCCAUGUAAUUUUGAUAGUGUCCCACAGAAUGUAAAAUGCCUUGAAUGUUGUCACGGUAUGCAAAAAUUUGCCACUUUCAAGUGUUGCCACGACAAUGUUGUUGUUGAUGAUGACGACGAUUCUGAUUAGGGUGUACUUAAUUAGUUUGAUAUUGAUCACACUUGAUGUAUUUGCAUAUGCAUAUGAAAGUGUUUUUUUUUUUUUUU